UCGAGCGGCCUAGCCGAGCCGCGGCUCCCUCCCCUCCCCCCCUCCCCCGCCUCAGCGCAGCCCGGCGGCCAUGGCGUGGCGGCGGCGGCGGCGGCCCGAGGCCGGCGUGCGAGCCCUCGGCGCGCUGGCGCUGCUGGCCCUGGCCCUGGGCGCGCCCGGGGCUCGGAGCCAGGCGCUCGAGUGGUACUCGGCCGUGGUGGGCCUCGAGUACGUGGACCCGCAGACCAACCAGACCGUGUGGAGCGUGGCGGAGAGCGGCCGCUUCGGCGACCACUCGCCCAAGCAGGCCGUGCAGGGCCUGGUGGGCGCCCCGGGCGGGGACCCCGAGGGCUGCGCGCCCGACGCGCGCUUCUCCGCGCCGGGCGGCCGGGCGGCGGCGCCCUGGGUCGCCCUGGUGGCGCGCGGGGGCUGCACCUUCAAGGACAAGGUGCUGGCGGCGGCGCGGAGGAACGCCUCGGCCGUGGCCGUGUACAACGAGGAGACCUACGGCAACGCCACGGCGCCCAUGUCCCACGCGGGAACAGGAAGCAUAGUGGUCAUUAUGAUUAGCUACCCAAAAGGACGAGAAAUUUUGGAUCUGGUGCAAAAAGGAAUCCCAGUAAAAAUGACCAUCGGGAUUGGCACCCGGCACAUGCAGGAGUUUAUCAGCGGUCAGUCUGUGGUGUUUGUGGCCAUUGCCUUCAUCACGAUGAUGAUUAUCUCAUUAGCUUGGUUAAUAUUUUACUAUAUACAACGUUUCCUAUAUACGGGGUCACAGUUUGGAAGUCAGGGCCACAGGAAGGAAACUAAGAAAGUGAUUGGCCAGCUUCCACUUCAUACAGUAAAGCAUGGAGAAAAGGGAAUCGAUAUUGAUGCAGAGAACUGUGCAGUGUGCAUUGAAAAUUUUAAAGUAAAGGAUGUUAUCAGAAUCCUGCCAUGCAAGCAUAUUUUUCAUAGAAUAUGCAUUGACCCAUGGCUUUUGGAUCACCGAACAUGUCCAAUGUGUAAACUUGAUGUCAUCAAAGCCCUGGGAUAUUGGGGAGAAUCUGAGGAUGGGCAGGAACUACCCUCUCCAGAGUCUGCCCCUGUCAGCGUCUCUGCUGGGAAUCUGAGUGUGACCUUCCAGGAUGAGGAUGGGAGCAGCAUGAGCAGCCCACUGUCGUCUGCCACUAGCGAAUCAGCGCCACAGUGCCCUGCCAGUUUGAAAGAAGAUGUAGGGGAAGACACAGCAUUACUAGGUCAGAGGUAUGGCCUUCGGAGAUGGUUACCUAAGCCUUACAAAGUGACCAAGCAUACAAGCUCUGCCCUUUUCUUACUUCCUGGAGGUUAAAGUCAAGGACUAUGGACUAUAAGCUCACUCACUGUUCCCUGCCACCUGGCUGGCUCACCUCCCAGUGCUGUGGUUGAUAUUCCGAGUCUCUGAGCAGAAUAAAGACCACCAGAGAGCCCUGAAGACGUCCCAUCAUUUAGCAGGUAAUAGUUUCCCACAUUCUGUCUUUUUAGGGGUCUUAGAUCAUGUAGCCUUUCCCAAAAGAUUGCUCCCUCUGGUUACUGAGGAAUGAUGACAAUAAAAGGCCGAAUUGCAGUGUCUCCAUCAGCAGUUUGCUCUCUGGACACACGAUGACAAAAUCUCCUGAAGCGAACCACUGGUCUGACCUCAGUAACACCAAAAUGGAAUUCUAGCUGCUUCUAAGAAAAAAAAAAAAAGUGAUCAAGCUAAAGCUUGAGGACAUUAUUUAGGAGAACAUUUAGUUUAGGAGUAGUUUGUAUAGGCUUGAGUAUAAGCCUUGCUUUGUGAUUUCCUAAGCACAAGAGGUUGACGUAAAAAAGCAGAGCUGGCUUUGUGGCAUAACAUGUGUAGUGCGUCUCUGAUGCAACCACCAAUUAAAAUGCCACCUACGCCUUUCCCAGCUUUAGUUUGGGGAUUUUUUUUCUUAAGUCUUAAAAUUGUCGGCAUCUCAUUUUCAAGAGUACUACUCAUGUCAUAUAAAUAUCACAUAAUUGCUAUGAAGCCACUUACCCUCUUCUUACAGCAAAGUAUACAACAAGGCUGUGAGUUGAGAAGUGUUAGAAAAAAGUCAGUUCAUUUUUUGGGGACGUCUCGGGCUUGUAUAUGGAGCCGGUGAGAAGCCUGGAAGCAGCAGCUCCUCCUUGGGCUGAUUGCAGUCGUCAGAUCCCAGGAUUGUACCCAAUGCUUUUAAACCUAUCUUAGGGAUCUAGUAUGGAUAGUAAUGGUUGCUUUUCUUUUUUUUUUUUAAGAUAUGUUUUAGCAAAUAGCUGUUGCUAGGGUUUUAAUGACUAUCAGAGUUCUUUCUAUUCAUUCUCAGAUAUCCAUUAUCUGAAAGGAAUAUCAAUUCAAAAUAUUGCUUAGAUGUUAGAUCCAUCCCAUCAUUCUUGUGAGACUGACUGAAAACGUAUUGACCUGCUAUUUAAAAUGUUAUUCUAUAAGGAAAUUGAGUAGUACCACUUAAAAUUAGUAUUCAGUUUCAUUUGUAAAGUUAAGUACUAAUAAUGAGAAAUAUUUGUAGUGGUCAUAUAUUAAGAUCUCAAGUUACUUUGAAAUCACUUUUCUUUCUA
This is a messenger RNA of Perognathus longimembris pacificus (Pacific pocket mouse), 2556 nucleotides long. RefSeq names its product ring finger protein 149 (gene Rnf149). Lineage: Eukaryota; Metazoa; Chordata; Mammalia; Rodentia; Heteromyidae. The record is from RefSeq and is a predicted model, not a curated record. The transcript has 8 exons. Bases 71 to 1309 code for a protein of 412 amino acids.